AUAUAUAUGUGCGGCUUAUCGACUCGUUUCUCCACCCGGACCUCUGAUAUUGCCUGCUUCAACGACGACCUUCGCUUGUGAACCCCGGACCUGAUUUUGAUAGCAACUUCGACGACCCUUGCAACUGAAACUGGACUAUUGGUUUUGUGCCGUGUUUAGCACCAUGAAUACAAAUACUUAUCAACGGUACAAAGAUCCUAAAACAUGCUUUAUACCAACUUGCUCCAAGACUGAUCUGAAAAACCCGGAUUUGAAGUUUUUUACUGUAAGAAAAGAGCUGAAAGAACGUUGGUGUCAAAUGGUUGGCAGGAAGUGCCCAAACCGAGCACUGUUUUGCUGUGAGGACCACUUAAAUGUUGACUCAGCUAUACAGUGUGAUAAAAGAAUAGGAGUUUCAAACAAGUAUGUUAUGGCCCAGGCAAAGACUCAAACCAGAGCUACUCAAUUCCGUGGGCGAAAAAUAAAAGAAAGAGUAAUACCAUCACGAAUGAUGCAACUACCCAACACUGAGGAGAGCCCCAAUCAAUCACCAUCCUUGUUCGGGACAUCCAACUUUGACUCGUCUUCGAGUGCUCAACAAGAGCAUAUUGAAAAACGUGGCAGGGAGCACCUACUUAAAAUUAUUGCCAACAAACCUAAAUUGUUUUUAGGUCUGCCAAAAAGCUUUUGGUGGAUUAUUAAUUUCAUUGCCCAGGAGUGUUCUUGUUUGGCAUUUCAUAUAAUUUUAACUUUCUUUAAAUUAAAAAACAAUGACUCGUUUGCUAGGAUGAGUGAAGAGUUUCAAAUGGCUAGGUCAACCAUACGUUUAGUGUUUGAAAAGAAUGUCGUAGUUUUGUCGACAUAUUUUCAAAAUUGUAUAUAUUUACCUCCACUGACAGAAAUAAAAAAAAAAUUACCAUUAGCAUUUAAAAUUAGAUAUUCGAAUGUACAGUGCAUUAUAGACUGUUUCGAGAUUCAAAUAGAAAAACCCAGUGAUCCAGAGAAGCAAGCGCAGACUUGGUCGCAGUACAAAUCAUGCAACACAAUUAAAUAUUUGAUAGGCUGCACACCCGCUGGAUACAUAUCAUUCAUCUCACAGGGUUAUGGGGGACGUACAUCUGACAAAGCCAUCACGGAGUGGAGUGGCUUCGUUGAUGUUCUUCCCCUAAAUGCGGUAAUCAUGGCCGAUCGAGGAUUUAAGGAGAUUGAAUCCCUUCUAAGUACAAAAAAUGGAAAACUCUUAAGACCUCCUAGUGUCUUUGCCAAUCAAAAAAUGUUAAAAAAAGAUGUAAUUAAAACUAAGGUGAUUGCCAGUUUGAGGGUGCACGUUGAGCGUGUAAUUAGGAGAAUACGGGAAUUCCAUAUGUUAAAACCUCACUCUGUGGUUAAUAACAAACACAUAAAAUAUUUGGACGACCUAGUCAUUAUAGCGUGCGGGUUAAGUAAUCUUCAGAAUCCGAUAAUAAAAGACGUUUGA
Messenger RNA from Cydia amplana, 1456 nucleotides. RefSeq lists its product as uncharacterized. The record is from RefSeq and is a predicted model, not a curated record. NCBI's taxonomy places the organism in Eukaryota, Metazoa, Arthropoda, Insecta, Lepidoptera, Tortricidae. The transcript is spliced from 2 exons. Bases 164 to 1456 code for a protein of 430 amino acids.